This is a messenger RNA of Colias croceus (clouded yellow), 891 nucleotides long. RefSeq lists its product as uncharacterized. Lineage: Eukaryota; Metazoa; Arthropoda; Insecta; Lepidoptera; Pieridae. Bases 124 to 756 code for a protein of 210 amino acids. The record is from RefSeq and is a predicted model, not a curated record. The transcript is spliced from 4 exons. Gene Ontology annotation, molecular function: protein binding.
AAACAAUGCAAAAUUAUAAUUAAUUCUAUUAUUGGCAUAUCUUAAUACUAUGUAUUAUAAGAAAGUGAUCUAAUUUUUGCUAAAAUCAUUUUUCGAGGUCUUUUUCCUUUUCUGACAGUGAAAAUGGACUCUGAAAGCACCGUCCUGCCCAAAAUGAUUUCCGACAAUAUAAUUGACCCUACCGGCUUCGAUGUAACUAUAAGUGCUCUCUUGGUUGGAUUAGGGGCUGAGAAGUACUUAUCUAUUUUCAGGAAACACAAUAUUGGACAAUGUACCCUUAUGGAAUUAAAUGAUGAAGAUUUGAUUAAAUUAGGAGUAGAUGACAAAAUUAUAAGAGGGAAACUUUUAAGUGAAGUUAAAAACUUACCUAUAUACCAAGAAACAGUGCUCCAAACGUCAAAUAAUUCUUCACACUUGGGCCCAAUAGAGAUUAUUGAUAUUUUGGAGGAGAGUUCUCAGCAGUUGUACCGAAUAUACCUCAGUAUGAUGGCCAACUCAAUAGCACUCAAGAAAUCUAAGAAAGUUACAGAUUGUUUAUUACACCAAGACAAAUAUGCAUCUGAUGUAUGCCUCACCACCCUUAGUCAUAUGACCAAUAUAUUGAAUUCAAUGGAUAUUGCCUUGCAUACAAAAUUCAAGGUGUUAACUUCAAAGUCAAAUAGUAAUAGAAAAAAGAAGAUAGUUGUGGGAACAGUGGGCAGUGCUGCCAUUAUAGUAUUAUCUGUGUUAUUUGUCCGUUCAUUGAGGGAAAUCUAAGUUCCUAAAGACAUUUAUUUGUUAUUAAACUGUUUUGUAAAGAUUUUUAAUAGUUUAAGAUACCAUUUGAUAUGGAAACAUAUCCAUGUUAAUUAAAAAAACAAUAAAUACCUCAAAAUACUUGAACAUCCUGAA